AGUACGAGGUUUGUUUUGUUGUUUGCAUUGUUAAAGACCUUCCUCCAUCAUUGUACUGUGAAAUUUAAAAUUAAAGGAACAGAAUUAAUUCACAAUGUAAAAGAAACAUUGGAAGAUUUAAGAAAAUUGAACAAAAAGAUCUUUUUCAUUACCAACAAUUCAUCAAAUUCAAGAAAAGGAUAUUUAAAGAAAUUCCAAUCUUUAGGACUUGAAAUUGAUGUUGUAGAAAUUAACAAGUCUGAAAUAUUGUCAUCCUCAUAUGCAGCUGCUGUUUAUGUGAAAGAACACGGAAUUAAAACAGCCUACGUAAUUGGAGGUGAUGGAAUCAAAGAAGAAUUACAAUUAAUUGGAGUUGAAGCUGCUGCAUUUGAUGAACAUUUAGGUAAACCAUUAAAAGAAGAAGAAUUUAUGGGAGAAUGGGAAGAGUUUACAAAAAGAUAUCCAGUUGACAAAAUUGGAGCAGUCAUUGUUGGAUAUGAUAAUAGAUUCAAUAACUUUAAAUUAGCAAUGGCACAUCAAAUUUUGAGAGAAAAUCCAAAUUGUUUAUUCAUUGCAACAAAUACUGACGCAACUCUUCCUUACAAACAAGGUUUGUUCUUACCAGGAGGUGGUUGUUUUGUUUCAGCACUUUCUACAUGUAUUGGAAGAAAGCCAGAUAUUGUUGCUGGUAAACCUUCAACCUUACUACUUGAUACUGCACUCAGUAUUCUCUAUCAUGAUUCAGAAAAUCAAGUUACAAGUGAAAAUAAGCAUGAAACUGUUUGUAUGGUUGGUGAUAGAUUAGAAACUGAUAUUACACUUGGAAAUAGAGUUGGUGUGAAGAGUGUUUGUGUUUUAACAGGUGUUGCUCACAGAGAUCAAUUG
Molecule: messenger RNA, 864 nt
Organism: Naegleria gruberi
Lineage: Eukaryota; Heterolobosea; Eutetramitea; Acrasida; Naegleriidae
Exons: 2
Molecular function (GO): phosphatase activity
Source: RefSeq, a predicted model, not a curated record